CCAUGAUUAACAAUGUGUCUGUGUGUGUGUGUGUGUGGCGACCCUGCAAAUCGCUCAAGUUGUCCGCUGGGUUUAUCCGGAGGAAUUUGUGCCCAACCAAACUCUAGUGUGCGGGACGGACUGCGCGUCUUGGGCGUUUGGAAAAAAAAAGAAUCUCGGUUUGGUUCUCAUGAGAGGACGGAGCGGACCCACGCACAUCCCGACCUCAGCCUUGUCCAGUCGCUAGGGAAUGGCUUUGCGGUCCAGGACGGGCUUCUACCGGCAGGAGGUCAACAAAACCGUGUGGGAGGUUCCGGAGAGGUACCGGGACCUGAAGCAGGUCGGAACAGGAGCCUAUGGGACUGUGUGGUUGCCAUCAAGAAACUUCAUCGACCCUUCCAGUCCAAACUUUUUGCCAAAAGGGCGUACAGAGAGUUGCGACUCCUCAAACACAUGAAGCAUGAAAAUGUCAUUGGGCUGUUGGAUGUUUUCACUGCUGAGAUUGCAUUGGACCGCUUGCGUGACUUUUACCUGGUGAUGCCGUUCAUGGGCACUGACCUCGGCAAGCUGAUGAAGCUGGAGAGAUUAUCAGAAGACAGGGUGCAGUUCCUCGUCUAUCAGAUGCUGAGAGGACUCAAGUAUAUCCACUCUGCAGGGAUCAUCCACAGGGACCUCAAACCUGGAAAUUUAGCCAUUAACCCGGACUGCGAGCUAAAGAUUCUUGAUUUUGGCUUGGCGAGGCAGGCCGACGCAGAAAUGACCGGCUACGUCGUGACACGCUGGUACCGAGCACCCGAGGUUAUCCUCAACUGGAUGCACUACACACAAACCGUGGAUAUUUGGUCGGCGGGUUGUAUUAUGGCAGAGAUGCUGCUGGGAAAGCCGCUGUUCAAAGGAAGCGAUCACCUGGACCAGCUCAGAGAAAUCAUGAAGAUUACAGGAACCCCAGCUGCUGACUUUGUUGUGAAGCUACAGAGCCAAGAUGCCAAAAACUACAUCAGAAGUCUACCAAAAGUGCCAAAGAAAGAUUUGCUCUCUCUUUUCUCCAAAGCUAGCUCAAAUGCAGUGUGUGUCUUGGAAAAGAUGCUGCUCCUGGACCCUGAGCAGAGGGUGAGUGCCUCGGAGGCGCUCGAGCUGCCUCUCUUCAGCGAGUUCAGAGAUGCCGAGGAGGAGACUGAGGCGCUGCCCUACGAUCAGACCAUGGACAACACAGACCUGCCGCUGGACCAGUGGAAACGUCACACUUUCACAGAGAUACUGACCUUCAGGCCAUCCAGGGACUCCAGACAGACGUCACUUUAAGGCACACAUGCACACAAUAUUGCACACGUCACACAUACAUACACACGCACCCAAAAAUAUUAUUUUCUUGUUGACUUUGUUGUGUUUGUGUAGGAGUAAUGGAUAUUAUUAGUCUGAAUGAAUAAAUGUGAUUUUCUCAGUUGUUAAGAGGCUCAGUUGUGUUUUAGUGCAUGUGUGUGUGUGUGUGUGUGUGUGUGUGUGUGUG
Messenger RNA from Perca flavescens (yellow perch), 1486 nucleotides. It is a transcript of the gene mapk12b, whose product is annotated as mitogen-activated protein kinase 12b. The transcript is spliced from 12 exons. Gene Ontology annotation, molecular function: ATP binding; MAP kinase activity. Bases 13 to 1281 code for a protein of 422 amino acids. The record is from RefSeq and is a predicted model, not a curated record. Gene Ontology annotation, biological process: protein phosphorylation. Lineage: Eukaryota; Metazoa; Chordata; Actinopteri; Perciformes; Percidae.